Molecule: messenger RNA, 4034 nt
Organism: Drosophila gunungcola (fruit fly)
Lineage: Eukaryota; Metazoa; Arthropoda; Insecta; Diptera; Drosophilidae
Product: AF4/FMR2 family member lilli
Exons: 2
Coding region: 1267-3105 (612 amino acids)
Biological process (GO): regulation of transcription by RNA polymerase II
Molecular function (GO): DNA-binding transcription factor activity, RNA polymerase II-specific; RNA polymerase II transcription regulatory region sequence-specific DNA binding
Source: RefSeq, a predicted model, not a curated record
AAGAGGCUGUAUCUUCGAACAUGAAGUCAUCAACGGAAGCCAACCAUGAUUUAUAAAAUUAUAAAGUGAUGAGUCCGAAAGGACUUCAUUUUUCUAGCUUAUUAAAUUAAACAUAAUCAGUGUGAUGGUUUUGUUAAAGCUGUAAAAGAUCAUGUAAAGUUUUGUGUUUCCAAAUGGUCUUCAAGCUAAACUUUGUUUGUCACUAAAAAUAUUGCACAUUUGAUCAUAUUGCACAUCAAGUUUUUAGUUUUUCAGGAUUUCUGGGCUAAAGUAAUUUUAAGCUUUAUCUUGUUAAAAAUAUAGCAUCCGGAACAAUCGUAGUGUUAUAAAAAUAAUAAAAUUCUUUUGUUUUUUUUUAUUUAGUACUAAACUAUUUGUUCUUGGGACUUCACAAAAAUUUCUCCAUUAAUAUGCAAUGCCCUUUAUUUUGUGUGAUUUUAAAUUGUUUAACCAAACCCAAAAGGGGUUUUUAAAUAUAAAGCUGUGAGCCAAUUAACCCAAGACUUUAAGAUUAAAUAGACCUAACUUAAAUGUACCUAGUGUAUGUUUUCCAAUCUUGUAACAUUCUUCUUGACUGAAGAAGCCACCAAUCCAUUGUGGUCCUUAAACUGAUUUUUAAACUGAGACCUUGAAGAAACGAAAAUGCAGUUCCCAGGACCCUCGACUCCCGUUCUUUUCCGUUCCCAGAGCGUCGGGAUCUGCUGGUAGCCGUGCGCAUCCGAAGCUGAAACCAAAAACUGGACACAGGCAGCUAGACCCAGUCGGAAAAAAGCAAAAGAAGUGUGUAUGUAGGGGGAGACCACACCCCGAAUCGUGAGGGAAACGGAAAAGUCACACGCGCCAGCAUGAAAUGCAUAGAGCAGUGGGCAGUCGCUCCGUCUCGCUUGCGCAGCGGCAAUGGCUGCCGUUGGAGCGAUGCGAUUGGUCGCUGCCGGCGCUGCUGCUGCGCUGCCUAGUGCGCCGGUAUAAAAGGACAAUCAUCGCCAGUAGCCGAGUCAAUUAAGGCCAAAGACUCGAGCGGUGAGCAGGCGCUAUCCAAGCUAUCAGAGUGCGAACUAUAGUAUCUGACAUACCAACUAGUGAUGUUUUUGCCAAAUGCAAUUAACUGAUUUGCAAAGUCAAUUUUAAAACACACCAGUGAAAAAAAAGCAAAGAUAAUUAAAUCGAAGUCUCGAAACGAUCAAUGGAUUAUAGACGGCUCUGGCCAAAGUUUAGCUAGUGGUUUUUGUGAGUAGUGAUUGUGCCUUGAGGAUAAAGAUCUAGACGAUGGAGCACGACAGCUUCGAUGAUCCCAUUUUCGGGGAGUUUGGCAGCGGUCCACUGAAUCCGUUGGGCGCCAAACCGCUAAUGCCCACCUCAACGGCCAUGCAUCCCGUGAUGCUGGGCAGUGUCCACGAGUUGUGCAGCCAGCAGCAGCAACAACGACUGCCCGACUGCAACACCAUUCUGCCGAACGGGGGCGGAGGAGGAGGAGGAUCAGGAGCCGGGGGAUCGCCCAACUAUGUGACCAAACUGGAUUUUGUGAACAAGAUUGGCUGCUAUUCGCCCACCCAAAAAUACGAGUAUAUUAGUGCCCCUCAAAAGCUGGUGGAGCAGCAGCAGCAGCAGCACCACCACCAGCACCAUCAGCACUACACGGCCACGCCCCCGCCCAGCCACAAUGGCAUCCUGCUGCACAAGCAGUCCGCCCAGCAACAGCAACAACAGCUGGUGGGCAUCCUCGACUAUCAUCCGCUCAAUGGCAAACUGGACUACUCCUCCUCGCCCAAGGAUCAGUACGAGCCGCAGCAACAGCAAAUGCAGCAUCUGUACAGCGGCAGUCCGCAUCAUUUGGAUCAUCUGGAUCAUGGCAGCGAUGGCCUGCUCCAGGACUCCUCGCCGGUGAUGAUCAACGGAGGAUCCGCGGCGGGCAAGCUCAAGAAACCCGAUGAGAUGUGCCCACAAAUGGAGGCGGGUGGGCCAGGAGUAACGCCACCAACUUGUUCCUCGGCGGUGGUUAAUGGGGUGGCAGGAACAACCAAUGGCACCACCAACUCCGCUUCCUCCGCCGCCGCCGGCGGUCAGGGGGCGGCGGUCACAGCGGGAGGCGUGGCAGCUCCUGCUCCGAAAAAGGACAGCAACAGCAGCAAGAAGAAGGGAGAUCCCAACGGCAUCAAGAAAAAGAAAACGAGAACCACCUUUACGGCUUACCAGUUGGAAGAGUUGGAGCGUGCUUUCGAGCGAGCUCCGUAUCCGGAUGUCUUCGCCCGUGAGGAGCUGGCCAUCAAGCUGAAUCUGAGCGAGUCCCGGGUACAAGUGUGGUUCCAGAACCGACGAGCCAAGUGGCGCAAGCACGAACCACCCCGCAAGACGGGCUACAUCAAGACGAGCACGCCGCCGACGGCUACGCUCAAUCCCGGAACUCUAGCCCCGCCGUUCACCAGCUAUCCGCAGACGACGACGGUUACGCCGCCGGGCAGCAUGGACAGCUGGACCAGCUACCAGACGCCCUACGAGCUGACGCCCCAGUUCAGCCUGCUCUCGCCGGCGGCCAGUCCGUAUGGCACCUAUUCCGGCCAAUACGGAGCCUAUGUCCACGAAAGCCAGCUGUUCCCGAUGCGACACUAUGAGUACGGCAGUCCGACGCGCAUGGAAAUGGGCGCCACUUCCGGUUCGGUGGCCGGAAACGGAGAGGAGACGGUGGCCAAUGGCGGAAGCUAUCAGCCGGCGGAUCUACAGGCCGCCCAGCAGCAGCAACAUCUGCCCGACGGCACUCUGGUCACCGUCCAUGCCCACCAGCAGCAGCAGCAGCAGCAGCAACAGCAGGCACAGCAGCAACAGCAACUCAACGGCAAGUACCUGAGCGCCGAUGAGGCCAAGUAUGUGCAUCUCCAGUGCCAUCAAAGUGGCGCCGGCUUGGAGCUGAGUCCUGGCGCCAGCUGCCACCUGGUGGAGGCCCAGGGUCAGCACUACGUGACCACAGCCGCGGGAGGAGCUGUAUCCGGGGGGACCAGCAGCGAUGACAACGACAGUGGCGGCAUGCAGACUGUGAUCAAAAGCGAGGAGGCCGCCCAGCAGCAGCAGCAGCAGGCACAGAGCUACGUUCUGCCGCCUUUUUUGCACUAAAAGAAAUGCUCACACACCGGCGACAGCAGCAACAUCAGCGCCGCUGGGCCACGCCCCCAAGCCUGUCGAGCGUCCGCUUUCGGCGACCAUACUGAAAGGGGCGUGGGGUGUGCAGCAUUUCUAUGUGUGUUUCCCUCGACUGAAAGUGGGUCUCCAUAAAUGCAGUUACCAAAAGCCAAAGCCUAAAUAUUAGUAAAAUUUUACAUCACAUCAGCAGUUUACUUAAGUGUAGAUAAAAUCUCAAAGAAAGAGCAUGAGAUUUUGAAACCAACUGCUUUUUAAAUUAGUCAAUUAUUAUUCAAUGCUUUGGAAAACAUUAUUUAAUUCAGUUAACGCUCUGCCAGCAAAGAGUUUUUCUGGCCAGUCCCACUCAGUACCACUAUUUUCAUAUUGCCAUAGGUUCCUUUUAGGUUUAAUUACGCAAGUUGCAACAACAACAGAAUCAAUAAGUCUUGCCAAAACUUAACGCGGUUUUUGUUCAGUCUAAGUCUAGGUUAAUUAAGGGUCAAGGGUUCAGGAAACGAGAGCCCCACCCCCAGAAUGCAUUCCAAAUGUGCCUUACCAAACGGGUGACGAGAGGAUUCCCAGCUAGAACCUCCGUCCCCCAACAAACUUAGUUGUAGUUACCCUAAGCCUAAGUGAAACCCCAUUUACUGUUGUGUAGUUAGACAAUAAAAUGCUUUUUAUAUUGUAUAUUAGUUCAUUUGGCUUUACAAAGUUAUUACUUAUUAAUUUAUCCAUACCAUUUUGUAUAUCGGUUUGAAAAUUUUGUUAUACCUACAUUUAGUAAUCUAGUUUAAGUCAAUAAUUGUAAGCAAUACAGUAAUAGACGUAUGAAUAAAUUGUAUUUUGUACCAAUAAUUGAUUAUAAUUAUAGUCAAAACUGCCUACAUAAACAAAGAAAUAACAAAACAAAAUGAUUACAAACA